This is a messenger RNA of Penicillium arizonense, 1269 nucleotides long. Its product is annotated as putative exo-polygalacturonase. Gene Ontology annotation, molecular function: polygalacturonase activity. The transcript is spliced from 7 exons. Gene Ontology annotation, biological process: carbohydrate metabolic process. NCBI's taxonomy places the organism in Eukaryota, Fungi, Ascomycota, Eurotiomycetes, Eurotiales, Aspergillaceae. The record is from RefSeq and is a predicted model, not a curated record. The coding region runs from base 1 to 1269 and encodes 422 amino acids.
AUGUGGCCCUCAAUCCCAAUCAUUCUGGCUGUUUUAGUAGCUUCAUUCAGCCCGGUGGCCGCCAAAGACCACCGAAAGAGCUGUACAAUCAAGGGUGGCGGGAGCAAUGUGACCGAUGAUGCUCCAGCUAUCAUGAAGGCAUUCAGAAAGUGCGGCCGAAACGGAAGAGUUGUCUUCGAGCCUACAACGUACUAUGUUAACUCAGUUAUGAACGUCUCCUGGCUCGAGGAUGUUGAUAUCGACAUCCACGGUACCCUUUUGUGGAGCACCGAUAUCGCAUACUGGCUGAACAACUCAAUGCAGGUUGGGUAUCAAAAUCAGUCAACAGCCUUGAUAAUCGGCGGUGAUAAUGUCCGAAUCAACGGUUAUGGGAAAGGCACGUUCGAUGGUAAUGGUGAUUAUUGGUAUCAAUGGAUUAGAGAGCAACCAAACACAUCCAACUACCCAGGCCGGCCGCACGCUGUGACCUUCAGUAAUCUUCGAAACUCGGCUAUUCGUGGCCUCACAUUCCUGAGGAGUCAGAUGUGGACGAUGUCAAUCAUUCAGUCUCAUAAUGUUUUGCUUGAUAGUAUCCUCGUAAACAACACCGGGAAUUGGGCACAGAGCUCCAACACCGAUGGGGCCGAUACCAUCCACUCUUCACAUAUCACAUUCAAUAACUGGACCGUCUACAAUGGCGAUGACAGCCUUUCUAUGAAGGCUAACAGCACUGACAUAACCAUUACAAACAGCAAGUUUUACAAUGGAUUAGGUAUUGCUAUGGGAAGCAUUGGGCAAUACAAGGACCAAUUCGAGACAAUUGAGAGGGUCACGGUCAAAAACAUCGAAUACUACAACACAUUACAUGCUUUCUAUAUUAAAACAUGGACAGCCGAUCAGAAUGGCUACCCACCGAACGGAGGAGGCGGCGGACUCGGAUUUGCAUCUGAGAUGAAACUCACGAACCUGACCACGACAGGACUUCGUGGGGCCGCGUUCGCAAUCUCUCAGUGCACGCGAUUCUCAGGUGCACCAGGCCAAGGCAACUGCACGAACUCAGAAUUCCAGAUCAAGGACGUGGAAAUUGACGGUCUAUCCGGGACCAGCGAGUCAACGCGGGUGGCAAGCUUGCAGUGCAGCACUGUUGCGCCGUGCACCAAUAUUUCCAUCUUUGACACUGCCCUGCACUUUAGUAAUGGCACUGAUGCGGAGGGGUACCUGCGGAAGCGCCACUGGGGAGUGCUAGGAAUGAGCUUGAUUAUGCUGGAAAACGCUCCUAAUCAGCCAUAA